Molecule: messenger RNA, 3489 nt
Organism: Rhineura floridana
Lineage: Eukaryota; Metazoa; Chordata; Lepidosauria; Squamata; Rhineuridae
Gene: NDE1
Product: nudE neurodevelopment protein 1
Exons: 9
Coding region: 16-1209 (397 amino acids)
Biological process (GO): vesicle transport along microtubule; chromosome segregation; establishment of mitotic spindle orientation
Cellular component (GO): centrosome; kinesin complex; kinetochore
Molecular function (GO): microtubule binding
Source: RefSeq, a predicted model, not a curated record
GUGACCCGGUAGCCAAUGGGAGGCCGCGCAGAGCCUAGUUGUAAUGUUUCGGAUGGGGGCACGGGGCAAGCUGACGCGGGGCGGGGAGUUUGCAGCUCUCUCGAUCCAGAGCGGAACCGGGGCAGGAAGGAGGACGGCGGCUGUUGCUGCGUGCCCGAUUCUCCUUGCAGAAAGGGUAAACGAUGCCUGAAGUCUUCUACGAUGAGUGACGCUGAAAGAAAACAGUUUGGCUCCAUGGAAGAAGAAAGGAAUUACUGGAAGGAGCUGGCUACUAAAUAUAAACAGUGCGCAGAGAACGCCCAAGAAGAGCUGCGUGAGUUUCAGGAAGGGAGCCGGGAAUAUGAAGCAGAGCUGGAGAUGCAGCUUCAACAGACAGAGUCUCGGAACAGAGACCUCCUGUCGGAGAACAACAGGCUAUGGAUGGAGGUCGAGUCGGUGAAGGAAAAGAUCACAGCGCAGCACUCCGAAGGCAACCAGCAGAUCUCCGCCCUGGAGGAAGAGCUGGCGCAGACCAAGGCCAUCAAAGACCAGCUGCAGAAAUAUAUCCGGGAGCUCGAGCAAGCAAACGAUGACCUGGAAAGGGCAAAGAGAGCCACGAUAAUGUCUUUGGAAGACUUUGAGCAGCGUAUGAACCAGGCCAUAGAAAGGAACGCCUUCCUGGAGAGCGAGUUGGACGAAAAGGAGAACCUUUUCGAAUCGGUGCAGCGGCUGAAAGAUGAAGCUCGAGAUUUACGUCAAGAGCUGGCUGUGCAGCAGAAACAGGAGAAACCCAGGACCUCGGUAGAAGAUUCACUGGGAUCGGAACGGAUGGAUACAGCUGUACAAGUGACCCCUUCUGGGCCUUCGACUCCUAUAGGCCCUAGCACUGGAAUGAGCACCCCCGGAACAUACAGAAGAGGUUUUGAGGAUGGCUACAGUGCAACCCCACUCACGCCAGCAGCCCGGAUAUCGGUGCUCAACAUCGUGGGAGAUCUCCUCCGAAAAGUUGGGGCGCUGGAAUGCAAACUGGCUUCUUGUCAAAACUUGGUGUACGACCAUGCGCCGUACCGAAGCCCUUUACCCCCGCCAGUCCAUUUCGAUAGAGAUGCCUUUGAGAGACGGCUGAGUGGCCCCUACGGUCCCCAAGGGAUGGUUAAAAGGCUGGAUUUGGGGACUCGGCCGUCAAACCUCGCAGGGCCGGUGAGCCUUACUCCACAAGGGGUAGUCUAGUUGCUUCUCUGAGGGACCACUAGCCCAGAAUGCCUUCCUCUGUAUGGAAACUUGGUUAAUUUUUCGGUUUUUAAUGGAAUACUAACACUCACAGCCUCUCGCCUGGGAUAGGAGACUUGUAGAAAUGCAGGGGUACACAGAGACAGUUGGCUGCAUCUUUUUCUACCAGACUGGACCCCCCCAAGCCUGGUGGUUGCUGUGCUACAGUAGAAGGGCAAUGCCACGCACGCAAGAUCUCCUGUGGAAGAUCCACCAUAAAGGCCUGUGUCGAUGUCCUGGCCGGGAGAAACUCAAGCGGCAACUGCAAGUCCCAUGAUGUUGGAUGGAUCUGCCUUCCCAUUGCACUUUGAACUUCUUAAAUCAACCACAGUAGCUGUGCAUCCUGCCAGAAGUUGAUGGUGGCAUUAGUGUGACAUCUGAGUCAGCCUUCUGCUGGAAUCCAGCAUUGCUGGGCCCUGAAUCUCAAUUGCAAAUACAACUGGUGAAGAAAACAGCUGCUUAAAAGAUUGGGGGGGGGGGCUUCCAUGCCUAUCAGUAUACUUGGUCCUGAUGUAAUGCGAGUCUGUGUUUACCUGGGGGAGCCUUUGCAGCCCCCAUUUCCCUUCACUGCAGGAUUUUCAUCUUGUUUUGACAGCUGUCAAACUCCUGCUGACGAGGGUUAUUUACGCCUGCGUAGGAAUUCUUAAUCUGAUGCGUUGCUAUCGCAAUACUGUUUUUCAAGUUUGGGGCUUUGAGGCGUCAGUUGUUUGUAAAGAAGCAGAGUUUGCAUUGUGUUAAAUUGCGGGGGGGGGGAAGCAGGGGCCCUCCCAGAUGGUGUUGGAUUCCUACUGCCCAUUGGGCCCAGGCAGUUGGAGGGCACCAUGCUGGCAACCCCAGCAAAACAAAGCUACCUUUUUGGUUUGUGUGCCUUGGGUCCAAUAACUACGCAGCCCCACUCUUGUGCAGGCCACACCUUUUCAGUGGCCUUGGGAUUGGUUGGGAGAUAGCCCAGAUUCUCCCCUUGAAAUAUACAGUGAUGUUGACUACAGAAUUUAAAGUUAUCCUGGAAAUUUCUUUGUGUGAUGGGAACGCUGUGACCCUUGUUAUUUGGAUGAGGGUGGAGUGACACUUUGGGCUGAUUGAGGGGUGACAAGUUAACAGCAGCUGUUUUUGCUCCUUUUCAUCUCUUCCAUGUGUGUUCCCCAGUCCUCCCCUGCUAUAAUGCAGUUCCACCACCAGCUGGAGCCACUUUAAUCUUCUGGAAAUUAUUUUCCAAAACUUUUUUUUUAAAGCAAGCCUGCACUGGCAGAAGCUAAAUGAGAAAGGAUCUUCUCGAUCAUCCCAGAGUGCAGGACAUGGAAUAAUGGGCUCAAGUUGCAGGAAGCCAGAUUUCAACUGAACAUCAGGAAAAACCUAACUGUUAGAGCGGUAUGACAAUGGAACCAAUGUCCUAGGAAGGUGGUGGGCUCUCCGCCACUGGAGGCAUUCAAGAGGCAGCUGGACAGGCACCUGUCGGGUAUGCUUUAAUUUGAAUUCCUGUAUUGAGCAGGGGGGUUGGACUCUAUGGCCUAAUAGGCCCCUUCCAACUCUACAAUUCUAUGAGGGCAUGGUUGAGAGACUGUCUUAUAAGGCUUCCUGUAACUGUUUUAAAUAGACCAAGUCUCUGGUCCUCUGUGUGGGCAGACAAAAGCUUGACAGUUUUUGCCUUUCUGCCUAAAGCUGGGAACCUUUGCAUCAUCCUAGUGCCUUUUCUCUGCACGCAUAAUGCCAACGAAACUUCGUAACAGCCUCAGUGAUUUUAUAAACCUUUAUUAGUGUGUUUUUAAGCACGAAAUUCGUUGAAAACAACAGCAGUUUAUGACUUUUUCAUUUUUCAAAAAAAAGAAGUGAUGAAGAAAGGCACUUUGAUCCUGUGAACUGGGUGGGAGGGGUGCAGAAUCCGGGGGGGGUGUGUGUGACUGUACCUGAAACUGAGUUAAGGAGAGGAAAUGAUGGGGUAGCAAGAUUAGAAAAAAGGCCAAAUGGGUUUCUGUCCGGCUGUUGGCUUUUCGCUCACACCACAGUGUUGCCUUUCGCCCUCAGUCAAAUGCAAUCACUCCGGCGUAACACCUGGGGGGGGGGAAAUAGUAAUUCUGCAACAGCUAGGAGUGUUGGUGUAUAAACUGGAUUAAAAGGCUGCUGUGCAAUCAUCGAUGCCGGGAGGUGGGUGGUGGUGGCUUUGGGAUCAUUCAAGCGGCAUACAGUGCUACAAUUGCCCCUCCUUUUAAAAAUAAACUCAUUUAGUUUGGUGCAGAAUGAAAA